AUGGAUAACUAUUUCUCCAACGUCGAUCUCUUCAAGUAUCUUCGCUCCCUCCAGAUUUGCGCUUGUGGUACCGCCCGUGUCAGUUCAAAAAACUUUCCCAAGGCCCCAAAGGUUGACAAGACUGACGAUCACGAAUGGAACACCCUUUCCGGUGUCAUUGUCGAUAAUGCCGUCCUUGCCGCCGUUUGGAUCGACAAUGCCCCAGUCAACUUGCUCACUACUUUCUACACUAUCACAGGCGACUGCCGUGUCCCACGCACUCGAUGGCGCCCCCGUAUCACCAGCAGCAAUGGGAAAGCCAUCCGAGAGUACUUCCAAGACGCACCCUCAGCAGCCGUCGUCAUUCCCAAGAUCAUCGACGACUACAACAACCACAUGAAUGGCGUCGACAUCAGUGACCAUUGCCCUCAUGCCGCCUUCAGCCAGGUCCCCACGUUCCCAUGA
Molecule: messenger RNA, 444 nt
Organism: Linnemannia hyalina
Lineage: Eukaryota; Fungi; Mortierellomycota; Mortierellomycetes; Mortierellales; Mortierellaceae
Source: the annotation of a GenBank genome assembly